CAUGGCUGUUGGCAGUUAUCAAACAUGGCGGCCUCCUGUGUAAGAAUUAUCCGAACAGCACUAACAGGGAUGCACCUUGCUCCCGGUCGGUUGUUUCCCUCUCAGCUCAGCAGAACACCGACAGUAUGUCAACGUUUGCAGCUGCAUGUCUCCCCCGCUGCUUCCCUGUGCAGCUCCAGUGCGGAACCGAAGAAAAGCACCCAGACAAACACUUCAGCGAAAGCCCAAGAAAUGGAAACGGAGGACAUCGAAGGUCCUGAGUACAUCCCCAGGAGAAAGGCUAAGAACCCCAUGAUGAAGAUAGGUUAUGCCUGGAUGAUUGGUCUACCCACGGGAAUAAUCGGCUUCAUCCUGGCCAAGAGACAAGUGGACAAAAACCGACUGAAGCAGCUAAAGAUCAGACAGAGGAUGAAACAAUCAAAUGAGGGAGAUUAUGAAGGGAGUCGCUACCGCCACCAUGCAAAGGAGCCUAAACUGGACCAAUGAUACAUAUCCGAUAUGAUUUCUAUCGUAUCCUGGGUGACACUUGGACUACUGCUGAAAGACUAAUAUUGGUUUAAUGGAAGAAAACAAAAGGUUUAUAUGUAUAUUUAAACAAAACUCACCACUGUAUAUGAACCAGAUAGAAACUCAGAAAAGUCUUUAUUUGAUAUGAAAAAGCAAACAGAUUUUCAUUAUGAAUGAUAUGUAUAAUUACACCCCCCACUUACACUUAGCUCUGUGCUUUAUAUGCUGAAUUGAGUAAAGGUUUGUAU
Molecule: messenger RNA, 755 nt
Organism: Melanotaenia boesemani (Boeseman's rainbowfish)
Lineage: Eukaryota; Metazoa; Chordata; Actinopteri; Atheriniformes; Melanotaeniidae
Product: DUF4748 domain-containing protein
Exons: 3
Coding region: 25-486 (153 amino acids)
Source: RefSeq, a predicted model, not a curated record